AUGUCAAAAAGAGCUGUCAGAGCGCUUGGAAGACGUGUUAUGGAAUGCAGGGUCACAGCCAUUUGUCUAUCAGGGUCAUGGGUGACUGCGACGACCACAGACCAGGACCUUAUAUGUGAGCUGGUGUUCCUCGCGUUGGCUCUUUCCACCUCCGUCCUCUGCGACGACCUCGGGGGCUUGCUUCACGGAAAGGGCAUCAACCAUGCCCCAGCUCACUACGCCUUCAACUACGGGGUUCAAGACGCCUACUUCGGCACCAACUUCGGCCACGCGGAGUCUCGCGACGGCUACAACACAGAGGGCGUGUACUACGUGCACCUCCCCGACGGCCGCCUCCAGACGGUCAAGUACUACGCGGACGAGCACGGCUUCCACCCCGAGGUCGCGUACUCGGGGGUCGCGCACCACGCCGCCGGUUACCACUAG
Messenger RNA from Penaeus indicus, 426 nucleotides. Its product is annotated as pro-resilin-like. The record is from RefSeq and is a predicted model, not a curated record. Lineage: Eukaryota; Metazoa; Arthropoda; Malacostraca; Decapoda; Penaeidae. Gene Ontology annotation, cellular component: extracellular matrix. The coding region runs from base 1 to 426 and encodes 141 amino acids. The transcript is spliced from 3 exons.